AUGGCCGAGCGGACGGACGCGCACGAGCCGCGCUGGACCGAGCGCGGAGCGUCCUUCCUCCGACGCAUCAACCUCGAGCGCGUGGCCGAAGACCCGCGCGUGCGCCUGCUCGUGGACGGCCAAAGCACGGGCGACAUCUCUCUCACGUCGCCCAUGAAUGCACAGAUCCCGGCGCCGUUGCUGCCCCCGCCCCGGCCGACGAACCCCAAAACCAACGACGACCCGAUCCUGCACUUUUCGUCGCGCCUCGCCGUGCUUGCGCCGCCGGCCAUGCAAGCCGUCACCAAGCUCUUUGGCGCAAAGACGUACACGAGCACGUGGGCGGACGCGCAGCUGGCCAUGUCCACCCUCGACGCUGCCAUUGCGAGUCGCUUUGCCGAGAAGGCGUGCGUCAUGGACUGCGGUCUCCUCGACGCGGUGCAACGGACGCACCAAAAGCCGCUCGUGCCCGACACCUUUGCCGGCGGCCGCGUGACGUCAUUGCCCUUCAAGCGCGGCGCGGUGCCGUCGAUGCAUUCGAUGUUUGUCGCUGCCUCGACGGUCGCGUCCUGGCUCGCGCUCGACGACGCCCACGUCGCGGUCCUCUUGGCGCCCAACCAGGAGCAGCUGAGCGUCUACCUCGCCUGCUGCGCCAUGUACCGCGCGCCGUUUGGGACCGAUCUCAUUGCGUACGGCGAGCGCAUCUUGCAGUGGUUCAACGAGAACGUCGAGAGCGCCGAGUCGCUGGCGCUGCGGCUCUCCAAGACGUUCAUCGAGUCGGACGCGCGCAACACGUCGUACAUCCCGGGCCCGCCGCGGCCGCAAGCGCGUUUUCUGCGCGACUUUACCGGGCUCCUCCUCCUCCGCGACCAACAGCUCUUGGCCAGCACAUCGCUGCAAGACCGCACGAGUCUCAGCGGCGCCGCGGUCUUGCCAGCUCAGCACCCGCUGUACAUCCACCGGAUCUCGAUCCUCAAGUGCCCCGACGGCCUCUCGCGGUACCUGCCUGACAACACCAUGGUGCUCGGUCUGCGCAGCAUCCUCGUCUCGAGCGGCCCACACGCGUUCAAGGUCGGACGCACCAUCAACACGGGGGAUUUGCUGCUGCAAAUGUACCACGUGCCCGUCAACAGCCGCGGUCAGCUCGUGUUUGAGACGCGGCUUCACUCGAGUCUGCUUCUCCGGCUCUGCGACGGCGCGACCGACCGCCGCGCGGCCGUCGUGUUGCAGCUCAAAGCCGGCGACUUUGACUGCGUCUCGAGUCUGUACACACCGCACGCCGAGUUUGGCCUUCUCAUGGAGUUUGGUGCCGACGCAGGCACGUUUCCGCCGGAAGAAGAGCCGACGCCGACGCCGUCCGAAGACGAGACUCGGCAUCGCAGCUCGGUCUUGCCGCCGCGGCGCCCGCCCGCACCGGCCUUGCCGUGGACGACAAUCGCGACGUACAUCGUGCCGCAAACCGUCGUGUACACGUGCUAUGGCGACGGCCACUUGACGCAGAUCGACCUCGCGGUGCGGCUCGCCGAGCACACGCUGCAGUUUCACGUGCAGUGCGGCGACGACCAGGCCCGCGUGCUCUCGCCGCACCAGCUCUUUGGCUACGUCCUCCCGACCGCGAUUCUCGACGACCUCCGCACGCGUCGCAUCCCGGGCAUUGAGCUUCCGGCCAUCGACGGCACCUCCCGCGACUCGUUUGACGUGCAGUAUGCGCUCUGGCUCCAGCGGCAGUUUGACGACGAUACGACGCGGCUCUCGAACGAGAUUCGCAUCGGGACAUCGCCCCUUGAGAUUGAAGCCUUGGUCGCCACGCACGGGACGUUGGGUCUUGUGAUGCUGGCCAACCAGCUCCAGCAAGCCGACGCCAACUCGCACGGUGCGUCGGAUCGCAUGAUUGCACAGCUGCCCAAGCGCGUCUUCUCCCGCGAGCGCGAAGGCAUCGACAUUGAGUGCUUGGUGUGUCGGUACAAUUUCGAGUCGGGCGAUGACAUUCGGACGCUGCCCUGCUUUCACUCGUACCACACCGACUGCAUCGACCCGUGGCUGCGCCUCAAAAAGGUGUGCCCGACCUGCCAAGUGUCGAUUGAGCUCGGCACGGCGGGCGACGGCGACGACGACGACGACGAUGACGACGAGGAUGACGAGGCGGCGACGUAG
This is a messenger RNA of Saprolegnia parasitica CBS 223.65, 2133 nucleotides long. RefSeq lists its product as hypothetical. The transcript has 13 exons. The coding region runs from base 1 to 2133 and encodes 710 amino acids. The record is from RefSeq and is a predicted model, not a curated record. Lineage: Eukaryota; Oomycota; Saprolegniomycetes; Saprolegniales; Saprolegniaceae.